GCAUAAUGUAAUAAUACUGGAGUGAACAAAGAUUUGAUGCAACAAAAUUUCAAACAGGAAUAAAUUGGUUGGAGGUCCACUAGGUGAACUCCAAAGAGCUUUUAUCUUUGACAAUUUUUUUGGUCUCAUUAUUGUCAACUGAUCUUUCUUUCCUUUUGAUAUAGGUAUCCAUCACAGCCAUGGGAGCAGAAAGUAGCAAGAAUAUACGUAAGGAAUAUUUUUCUGGUGAAGAGCGUCAGCGUAUUUUACAUACUAUACAGAAACUUUCCAAAGGAGGUGAUGUGGUUGCUGUUGCUUCAUUAGAGAAACAUAUCACCAAUCACUUGAAUGCAGAAAUGGCAACAAAAUUUGUAGGACUUCUGCUGAAAGGCAAGAACACUUCAACUUUACCAAGUUCAGUGAUACUGGACAAUUUGGGACCUCUUCUCAAAGGCACAAUGGAUGAACAUAUUUUCCUAACACUUACGUUAGCUGGUGGAGGCCAAGAAGGCAUUGAGUAUGAUCGUAUAAUUAAGGUAAUGUAUGAUGUGAACUUGAAUCCUCAUGAGGGUGGAUUAUUUAUAGCUUCCACAAAUAAAGUGAUAAAGCACUAUGUUUGA
This is a messenger RNA of Cherax quadricarinatus, 599 nucleotides long. NCBI's taxonomy places the organism in Eukaryota, Metazoa, Arthropoda, Malacostraca, Decapoda, Parastacidae. The record is from RefSeq and is a predicted model, not a curated record.